AUGAGGAAACAAACGUCACCAGAUCAGAAGAAGCAAUGGUAACGGGGAUGAAUCAUAACAAACUGGCGGCGCGUCCUAACGCUGCUCCAUAUCACGCCCUGUUCCCGCAUUUAUUCCUCUCCAUCCCUCCCUCUUUCUCCUCCUCCCUCCACCUUUUCCUUUCUCUCUUUCUCCAUCCAUCCAUCCAUCCAUCCAUCCUUCCACCUGCUGCAUCCCCUCCUCCCUCCCCCGCAGCCUCUUCCCUCUCGUCCCUCCUCCUCCUUUUUCCUCCAUCCAUCACCCUCCGCCCUCUCCCUUCUCCGGCUCUCUGUACCGCAAUGCUGUAGUGCGGAGGGGAGGGGGGAAGAGCAGCAGCAGCCGCCGGAGGAGGAGGAGGGGGGUGACUGCAUUGCGCCGUCGCCGUCAAUAGGUGGACCCCCUCCCGGGGAAAUAAAGCCGCCCGAGCCGAAGCUGGCAGCCUCUGCUGUCUGAGACCACAGCUGCCGGUAAGAGCGUCUUGAAAGCUUGCUUUGCUGCCGAAGGACAACGCACCAUUAUUUCCAAACCCCCCUCCUUCCAUUUUUAUUUAUUUCUUUUUUGGGGGGGGGGAUACCUUUGCAAAAAUGGGGAGGGGACUGGAACAGGUGCAGCGAGGAAAGUGUGGGCUGCAGCCUUUAAAAAUAAUAAUACUGAAGCUGGGGGGGGGAUGUUGGUGCUUUAAACGUUUUGCAAAAAAAAAGGGGGGGGGAAGGCUGGGCUUUUUAAUUUUUUUGCAAAGGAGGAGCAAUAAUAACGGGCGUUUUAUUUGUUUGGCGAGGCGGCGAUGGCUUUUUGCAAAAUUGCGCUUUCCCACCCAACCCUUCCCCGUUGCAAUCUCCCGUCUGGAAUCGUCUCUUGUCUCUUUUCUGUAAUCCCCCCCCCGCCCGAAAAAACCCCGAAACCAUUUCCACCCCUUCAAGUUGCGCAGGUGAUAUUGUGGAAGCGGGUCCGGGAGAGCAAGCGCGCGUGCGGGUUCCAGGGCGCGCGACCCCUAAGGCAGUUAAGCCGGCCAGGAGCAUCCGCGACCCAAACGGGCGUUCCGGCAGAACCGGCCUGUGGAUCGGACUCCUGGGCGGGGGCGGGGGGGAAUCGCUUUGCUGGGGUCCGGAUCCUGUUUUCUGUCUUGCUUCCAAGCAGCUCUCUUAACUUGCACAGUCAUUCCAACCCGCGCGCGCCCCCCUCCCGGCUUUAUUGUCUUGUCUCGACACCCCCCCUCCCUCCUACACAUUUAAGGCCUUCUUCGCAUUUAGAAAUUGAACCCCCCCUUUUUUUAGAGGUGGGGGAACAGGUGGGGGCUUGGAGAGAGCUUAGCAAAAACCCUCCCUGCGUCGCACCGGUUGACCUUGCCACCAUAUCCCUGGCCAGAUUAUACGAUCUGCAAAUAAUCAUGAUAAUAAUAACCCAAUUGUUUUUUGAAAAUUAGGUGGGGUUUUUUUGUUGGGGGAGGAGGAGGUGUGUGUUGGGGGGGGGGGGUCAGCGAAAGGAAAAAGAGAGGGGGAGGGGGUUGCAGCAGGUUUGCAUUGCUUUUCCCCAGAAUUUAUUUCGUUUCAGCUCUGCAGGGAUUUGCGCGGCGUUUUUAGCUCCGCAGGGGAUCUGAGAUAGGUUGGGUCAUUCGGUUUUAAAAAUAACCCCUUGCAAAAGGCGGGUGGGGGGGAUGAUGUGGCUGAGAGCUGCAUGCCUUCCUAGCUGAUCCAAUCCCUCAUGUGGGUGGCGUGUGACAAAAGAGUGGCAGGGACAACCUUCAGAUACACCCCCUUUUCCCCCCACCCCACCCCAUCACACCACAACCCCAAAGCGGGAGAUAUAUAGAAUUAGCCGUGCUCAGCUUGACAGAAAUGAGCAGCAGAAAAUGGCUGGGGUUUUAUGUUGCAUGAACAUAGAGGCUUCUAGAACCAGAUAUGGUGGUUUAUGCACUGAGAUACAUUUUGCAACUUGGGCGAGCCGAGGCUGUGCGAUUUGCAGAGCCUGCUUGCAAAAAGAGUCCAUAUUCCCAAAUUAUAGCCCCUCCUCCUCCCUGUGCAUUUGGGGUACGUUUUGAUACGGCGAGAGAGGCAGGUGGAUUUCAACCCCCCCAGCACAGGAGCAAGAGUGUCUGAAAAUCAGGCUUUUAUUUUCUUUUAUUUUGGAAUGAUGGAGCGCAGCUUUGUGUAAAGGUUUCGAAAGCUGAAAACGUAGGCUUCUUGGCUUCUAUCGACCUAAGAUUUCCAGAUCUGCCUCUGCUACAUCUUGGUGUUAUGGGGGAAAGCUGAGCUCUCCCUCCCCCCUUACCGCCCCCCCCCUUACCGCUUGAUCCUUCCACGCACAGCCAGAUUCCAGUUUAGCCGCUCUAGGGAAGCACACCAAACAGCUAUUUCUGGCUCUUUCCAUUUGUGGGCACCAUAUUGUCCUUUCCGAAGAUGAGCUUACUGGGAAAUUUCCUGAGGUGGAUCUGAACGCCCGUGCAGAGGAAAACCUCUCUGCUUUCGAUACGAUAUCUUCAUUGUCAUUGACCCAACAGAACAAUGAAAUUGAAAAAUCUACAUAAGACAUUCAAAAACCGCUAAAAAUUCCGAAACCCCAUUUUAAAAUACAAUAUAUUAUAGAGACUCCUUAUACUGCGUUUAAAAUUGCAUUUGGGUAGAAGCUGUUUCUCAGGCGGCUAGUCCUGGUCUUUAUAACCCUAUACCUUCUUCCAGAAGGCAGAAGUUGAAAGAGAUAAUUUAUGUCGCUUAGGAAAGCGUAGUCCACGGGAUUAGGUGCAAUGAAGGAGUUCUUGCAAUUAUUAUAUACCUGGGGUGCGUGGGAAUGAAAUCACACUUUGUGCACAAGAGUGGCGGAACCAAACAUCACUUAUUUGGGAAAGGGGUUUUUAGGAGAGGCUACCAGUUCUAAAAAAAGGCAAUUUUGGGGCGAGAAGGAGAUUGCGCAGGCAUCUCUGGCUUGCAGCGCAACGGGGUUGCCGUUGGUGUCAGUGGGGUGGACCCAGAAGGAAAAACACAAACAAAACAAAAAACGGGUUCCUUUUCCCAGCUAGAGUCGGGGUGGAUUUCUCCCAUGGCAGACAGAAAAUCCUCCUUCUGUCUGGCCUACAUUCUGCCUGCUGUUUAUCCAGCGAAAGAUCUGAUGGGUUAAAGCACAGGCUUAACUUUGCGACAGGAAACCCCAGACAAAGACGCAAACACACACACACACACCCCGGGGCUGGAAAAGGCUCUGUGGCAGUUGCGUGUCUGGCUGUUGUGUUGUGCUCCUGUUGCUCCUGGCGACACUCCUGAUCUCCUCCUCUCUCGCACUGCUCUUUGCAGCAGCCGCCUCGCCCGGUCACAGCCGCUGCUGAGCUCUCCAUCCCUCCGCAAGCGCCGGCCUGCCGAUCACAGAUCCCGAGGAGAGGAAAGAUGGGGAAGGAGAAGACCCAUAUCAACAUUGUUGUCAUAGGACACGUGGACUCCGGGAAAUCCACCACCACCGGCCACCUCAUCUACAAAUGUGGGGGCAUCGACAAAAGGACCAUUGAGAAAUUUGAGAAGGAAGCCGCGGAGGUAAGGCUCAAAAGGCACACAUGUGUACAGUUUGACCUUCAAGUUUGCCCUUCCUUUUUCUCUUCUCUGGAACUAGAGUACGAGAUGGAAUAGGAGCAGUUGUUGCCUGCCGCUUCCCACAUCUAGAAGAAUAUUUGCUAUGCAUUGUGUCUCCUGUGCUUUUUCAUAGGUUCCUUUUCUAACUUCCACCACGAUGCCACAAUAUAUUUCCCUGGCCUGCCUCCCCUCGCAACUUCCAAUUCGUUACCCGAACAAGAUAGGCCCAAACAGGGAAGGGGGUGACAAUGGAAAGCCCCCGCAACAGUAAACUGCCCCACCCCCCCAUCUUCCUUUGGCAUUGCUACCCGGCCACACCAGCAUUUGUGCUGGUGGCAUUUCAGUUUGUGGUCCCAAGUUCCCUUUUCUCUGCGUGAGCAAUGUUGGUUGGAAACCAUGUUUGUUUUCUUCUGAGGCUAAUGCUUGUGAUAAUGUGCUCUUUUGGCAAAAUCGCCACCCCUGAAUAUAUAAUAAUAAUAAUGAUAAUAAACCUCAACUCUUAAAUAAUAAUAAUAAUAAUGAAAGGGAAAACGUUGCCUAGGAAACCUCAACUUUGCACCAAAAGCAGCAAAAUUGUGAAUUGUGCCAAAUUGCAUAAUUAUUUUGCAUAGUUUAAUGUACAUUUCUUUACUUUUUUAUUAUUCAUUCUGUUUGAGGGAGGGGUAUCAGGAAAAGAGCUGCGUAGGACUCUAAAGAUCAGUUUCAAAUCAGGUCCCCGCCCCAACUUUCAAACUUAUUUUUUGCACCUAUACAGACUAUGGGCUUUUUUUUUUUUUUGCAAAUGAAGCCAUGAGAUUCUGCACCCAGUGUCAGCCCAAUCAAAUGCCAGAAGGUUUAAGUUUAGGUCUUUGCUGAAAUGCAGAAUCUUCCAAUCACUGCUCUCCACCUACGCCCUGGUUAACUUGCCCAAUAACGCAGCACAGUGCGUCAGCUCAGUAGUAUAGACCGUGUGCUUUGGGUUCAGAACCCCCUAAUUUCAAUCUCCGGUAUCACCAGUUAAAAGGAUGAAAUAGCAGUGAUGCAGGCGGCCUCCCUCUGCUGAGAAGCCUGCGAGAUUGCUUUCCAAUAUAAUUCCCCCCUUUCCUUUAGGUGACCAGUCAGACCCUGAUCUUGAACAAAAUGCUCAUCUGUGGACAGCUCCCUCGACAAGAAUCCUGGGAACUGUAGCUUACCCAUACAGAACUACAAUUCCUAGCACCCUUAACAAUCAACAGAUCUCCAACUCAGUUCUGGGGCAGUGACCUGUGUCUGCUGCCGCUCUCCCUGACCUGGAAAUUCUGGCUGCUGUUACUUUAGAGAGAGUGGACUGUAGUUGCUCAUUGGAGAGGGGAAUGCAUUCUGCACAUGCCCAGAGUUGCUGUUUUGCACGUUUCUGGUGUUGCCUGUUACGGUUGCUGAGGGUGGUUAGGAGAUCCUCCACAGAGCUAUAGUUCCCAGCGCCGUGUGCAGCCUACAUUUCCCAGGAUUCCUUGAGGGAAGCCAUGGCUGUUAAAGGAUGUUGUGGAUGUGGUCAAGCAACUUAGGGACAAAUCGUGCCGAAUAAAUACCUUGUCUGUUUAGAUCAGUAUUAUCUAGGGCUUGAGGCAGGGGUCUUUCCCAGUUCUGCCAGGAUUUGAACCAAGGACCUUCUGCGGGAGAAGCCAGUACUGUUCAACCGAGCUGAAGCAAUUCCCGGAAAUAUCUGGUCCCCAUCUUUGUCUUAGGCUCAGCUGUUCUUUGAGGGCAAGAGGCUCAGGAGACAGAGCCCGUUACAGUCUUUGGUAGCUGCGCCAAAUAAAUAUGGACCUGUAUAGUCUGAAUUAGGGCAUAGCUACACUUCAGACUUAAGCCAGAAGAGCCUAGAGGACACCAGCUGUGCUGAAAAUUCUGUAGCAGACCCUCAAAAAGUGGGGCAGAUGUUACUUUGCCUAAGUCCUGCAAGACAACUGGUCACUCCAGAGGGCUAUCUUAACUUAAGUGAGCAGAUGUGUUUUCUUCCUAAACUCAUUUUCUAAUGGUCCCCACUUGAGAUUCUUCCGGGGGGUGGGGGUGGGAGGCGCAGAAUGGUGGGGAACCUUUCACAACAUAUUGUCAGAACCAGCUCUAGUUCUUGUUGUUGACUGAAUCUGUAGUUUGUUAUUAGUUAUUACCUUAAUAUCCGUCUUCCUGCCCCCAAGUUGCUCAACGCAGCUUAUGUGAUCGUCCCUCAAUCCACCUUUGUCUUCAUAACACCCCUUUGAGGUAGGCUAGGCUGUCUCGAGAUCACCCAGUGAAGUUUAUGACGUGAGAGCAGAGUCGACCCCUGGUCUCCCAGGGUGCAACACUCUGAACCACUUCACAACACUGGCUGUUUUCUGAUGCCCAAGAAUUGAGGGUCUUAGCUGUCUAGUUACUUGACCAGACUGGUAUCCGCUGCACUCUUUUCCCUGCUUUCAUAAAAAGCAUACCUUGGACCCCGGACAAUGAGUCUAGGCCACCAGAAACCUCUCUUGCACAACCCUCAGAUGGAGAGAUGGCCGCUUCUUAGAAACAAAGCAUCCUCCUUGACUUGUUCCAUUGCACCCACCUUUCUAUCUCCCCUGACUCUCUUUAUAUUGCUUCGCUUAACAUCCAGUCUUAAAAAAACAGCUCCGGAAAAAAAGCUUGUCUAGAACAUUGGGACUUCCAACUUGGUCUUCAUAAAGGAAUCACAAAUUGCUCUCUCCCAAGUUUUGAGUUCCCUUCCCAAUGGACCAACAUGGUUGCUUGAUAAUUCUCUAGUAGAUGGUAUGUUUCGGGUGCUUUUUGCUGAGUCAGCCCAUUGGUCUCCCUAGAUCAGGAUUGUCUACACACUGACUGACAGCAGCUCUCCAGGUUUUGAGUCAGAAGUCUGUUUUCGCAGCCCCACCUGAAGAGGCUGGGAAUUGAGCUUCAAUUCAGAAUGAAUACUCAGUAAACAGCCUUCUGACUUAGUGCACACCGUUGAGGACCGAUGCUCAAGAAACAGGUUAUGUGGAUAUGUUCGAGUUUCGCUGAUUCCUAUAUCACAGAACUCCUUUCGUUUUCUGCUGCCAAAAGUAGUAUCCUUUAUCCAUUGGCGAUGUUCUGUAGUGGGAAGGAAGGGAGUCAGCAUUUGAUCUGAGCCCACGGAUAAAUUGUGACGCCCGGAGCGUGUCAUUUUAGCCCCAGUGAUGCAUCUUUAAAAUGGGAGCAGCAGGUGAGGGAUUAUAGGGGAGGGGAGAUGAAAUGAAAUGAGGGAAGAAGGAAAUCCCCUUCUGAACCUUCUCCACUUCUCUGCCUACAGUCUCCCCCUCCCUUCUCCAGGAGGAGGGGGUCAGUGAGAGGGAACCCCCCUCUGCCCUGCCAUUCCCUAUCCCUAUAGUAAGACAGACCACCCAAAAGUGGUUGUUAACUGAGCAUCCUCAGCUUGUAUGUCCUAUUUCUGGGCUUAAACCAGGAAAGAUGGAUGCCUGCUUCUCUUAAUUCUCCCCACCCUCUGCCGGCUCAUGCAACUGGAAUAAAUGCAUAUUCUUACUCUGUUUACCCGUUCCUCCGUCUCUUUCACCACUCUUCUGUUGCCUUUCCCAGUGUCAAGUUGAAAUUGGAGCUGCUGCCAGCCUGUGUAGACAAUAUUGAGUCAGGUGGGUCUUUGGUUUGAGUCAAUAUAAGGCAGCUUCUUAGGAAGGGGGCUAGCUCAGCGGUAGAGCGUCUGCUCGGCAUGCAGAAGGAACAGAGGUUCAAUCCUCGGCAUCUCCAGAUAAAUGCUGGAAAAGGCUCCCGAUCUGAAACUCUGGAGAGAUGCUGCCUGCCAGGGUAGACAGUACUGAGGUAGAUGGACCAGUGGUCUGACUCUGACUCAACAUCAGGAAGAACUUUCUGGCAGUAGGAGCUGUUUGACAGUAGAACAGUCUCCCUUGGGAGGCUGUGGACUCUCCUUCCUUGGAUCUGUCCUGAAUGCUUUAGCUGAGUUUCCUGCAUUGCUGGGGGUUGGACUAGAUGCCCCUUGGGUUCCCUUCCAACUCUACAUUUCUGUUAUUCUGUGACUCAGGAUAAUGUAGCUUCGUGCGCUGCUAAUACCUCUGUCUUCAUACUUGGUAGAAUGCUAUGCCUGUUCAUAAAGGUAAAGGGACCCCUGACCAUUAGGUCCAGUCGCGGACGACUCUGGGGUUGUGGCGCUCAUCUGGCUUUAUUGGCCGAGGGAGCCGGCGUACAGCUUCCGGGUCAUGUGGCCAGCAUGACUAAGCUGCUUCUGGCGAACCAGAGCAGUGCAUGGAAACACUGUUUACCUUCCCGCUGGAGCGGUACCUAUUUAUCUACUUGCACUUUGAGUGCUUUUGAACUGCUAGGUUGGCAGGAGCAGGGACCGAGCAACGGGAGCUCACCCCGUCGCGGGGAUUCGAACCGCCAACCUUCUGAUUGGCAAGUCCUAGGCUCUGUGGUUUAACCCACAGCGCCACCCGCGUCCCUUAUGCCUGUUCAUAGUGCUAUAUAAAUAAUCAUAAUAAAUAACUCAGGUGAAUCUCAGGUUUGGGCAGGGGGACCAAAUUCCUAUUGCUUGCUGGUUGCCAAAGUUCUUGCAAAAAAAUAGAUACAGUGGUACCUCGGGUUAAGUACUUAAUUCGUUCCGGAGGUCCGUACUUAACCUGAAACUGUUCUUAACCUGAAGCACCACUUUAGCUAAUGGGGCCUCCCACUGCCGCUGCGCCGCCGGGGCACGAUUUCUGUUCUCAUCCUGAACCAAAGUUCUUAACCUGAAGCACUAUUUCUGGGUUAGCAGAGGCUGUAACCUGAAGCAUAUGUAACCCGAGGUACCACUGUAAACGUUUCCCUCAGUAGACCAUCUUGCAAGGCCCCCUCCUUGAGUUCUUAGAAGCACAAGGAUGCAGUGAAAAUCGCAAUGCCUGGUUGGGGGACUUGGAACCCUUUAGAUCAGUGAUGGCCAAACUUGGCCCUCCAGCUGUUUUGGGACUACAAUUCCCAUCAUCCCUGACUACUGGUCCUGUUAACUAGGGAUGAUGGGAGUUGUAGUCCCAAAACAGCUGGAGGGCCAAGUUUGGCCAUCACCGCUUUAGAUGUUGUUGGGACUACAACUCCCAGAAGCCCCAGGCAGCAAGGUGUGAUGGGAGUUGUGGUCCCAACGAUAUCCGCAUGGCUGCCUCAUGAGUUCCUGACUAUGCGCUCCUGUGCUAUAAAUUUACAGUUCUUUGGUAGAUCGUGGGGGCUUCUAGCAAAAAAUGUAAACCGUGUGAGGCUCAGUUGGCCUACCUUGCAAGGUUAUUGUAAGGCCAGUCAGAGUUAGAACUAUAAAUUGCCUGCUGGGUUACCUGAGCUGUAUGGGCAAGAGAUUGGGAUCCCCAAAGGGAUUUGCAAGGUGUUUGUCUGUGGGGCAGGGACUGGUGGAAAAGAGGGCACUUUUUGCCCUGAUUCUCACCUGGGUGGUGAGGGUACUGCAGGAAGCUCAUUCCCUGUUCCUCCCAGACACCCCCUUCCCAUCUAUUUCCUACCUUUGCAGGUAACAAAUAGGGAGGCGACCAUCAAAACAAAGCAGAUCAUUAAUCUCUGAUUGCACCGUGCGAGAACGGAGCUUGAUAGUGGGCUGUAAAUUCAACAAAAUUCAGCUGUGUUUUCUCUUCUUUGUUACAACAACUUAGCAAGUUUUCAGCCCUUAAGACAGGCAUUGAAAUAAUCUAUGCACUGCAAAGAUCUUAGCGGUUUGACGGAGUGGAUUGAGACAUCUUUUAGAGCUCAGGGACCAAUGUCCCUGUUCCUUCCUAGAAGCAGAAUAAAUUAUGCAGAAUAGGCCAGCGUGUGGAAAGUCCAGCACUCUGCAUAUUUUAAGUGGAUCAUAGAAUACUUUCCCGUGUUGGUGCAUGGUUAUUUAAUUAUGCAUGUGUUUUGGAAGCGGAAUGACAACAUAUUUAUGAAUAGGCCUUGUUUCCUUUCGUGCUGCUUUUGCAAUUUCUAGUUUUGCACCAAGGAGGCCAAAAAAAUUCCUCUUUAGGAAAGAGCGACGCCAUUUCACGACGACGCCUGUUACUGCCCACAGCCGCAUAUCCUGACUCCUUAUAUAAGAACCAAGAGAGGGAUCACAGUGAAUUCUCUUUUAAUGACACCUUCUUGACUGUUCCCUCAAAUAUACUGGGCAUAUUAUUUGCAAGGGCAGAUUCCUUAAUGUCUUGAUGUGCCCAUAGAUCAUUUGCAAAUUGCCUUUGGUCCCUGAACCAUUGGGACCAAAGGGCUUAACAUGGAACAAAAUGCACAAGUAUCAAAAAGCACCCCGGCUUUCCUGACUCACUUUCACCUUCCUGAGCACUGAGAAUAGUAUCCUAAGCUAUUGUUCCAUUUUGUGUGUGUUUUAUUUCAUCACCCUUCCCAUUUCUGCAGUCUCAGUGCACCCGCCUUGGUUGUUUACAUCCACGUCAAGCUCCCUCUGUGUUUAACUAUUCCAACGUUUUCGUACGGUGCUUUCAUGCUUACUCAAUAUAAUCCCUUUAUCAUACCUGUGAGGUUCUGAUAUGUCUGGCAACCUAAUAAGGGCAGGGACAAUUGGUUCAUGAUUAUCUCAAGCCUUUCUGUGUAUGGGGGGGUGGUGGGGUGGAUAUCCUCUCACCUAUGGCACAUUCUUCCUUUGGAGAUGCUUCAAAGUAGAUUUGAGCAUCUUUUGGAAACAUUUUAGGUGUUCCCAUUUGGGCUGGUUUUACUGGCUCCCACCCCAGGGACGCGGGUGGUGCUGUGGGCUAAACCACAGAGCCUAGGACUUGUUGAUCAGAAGGUUGGCGGUUCGAAUCCCCACGGCAGGGUGAGCUUCCGUUGCUCAGUCCCUGCUCCUGCCCACCUAGCAGUUCGAAAGCGCAUCAAGUGCAAGUAGAUAAAUAGGUACCGCUCCGGCGGGAAGGUAAACGGCGUUUCCAUGCGCUGCUCUGGUUCGCCAGAAGUGGCUUAGUCAUGCUGGCCACAUGACCCGGAAGCUGUAUGCUGGCUCCCUCGGCCAAUAAAGCGAGAUGAGCGCCGCAACCCCAGAGUCGUCCGCGACUGGACCUAAUGGUCAGGGGUCCCUUUACCUUUACUCCAGUUAAACUAUUUGAGGGGCGAAGGUUUCAAUUCAGUUUUUUUGCCAGCUGAUAAUUUUAAAAAACCGUAACAUUUCUGUCACAUGAAAUGUUAGUUGUCCAAAUAAAGAGAGGUCAGGAUUUAUGUUUUAAUUAAUAGAACAGAUAAACUAUGAGAAUAUCUUCAACAGGCAGACAAGAUGAUUUUGCACCGAGGAGAUAUCUCUGACUUUUUUUUUUUUGCCACGAGGUUUAAACAUGCCAUCAUGAGGUCUAGAUACUUAAAAAAUACAAAAAUGGAGGCCGUAGCUUUGAAAACACGUUAGAUGUGGUCGCCUCGCCAUUACUGUAAACAGUUGCCUGUCCCCCCCAUCGUUAUCUGAGCAAACAGCUCUACCUAGACCCUACAGCUUUGCAAGAGAUCUGUACCAGCUGCUGAGAUGCAGCGAGGUCUGGUAUCUUCUAAAAUAAGCUGCCGUUUCUUUGAAUCAGCCAGGCAAGCCUUGUGGCACCUUCGCUGGCACGGCAGAAAUAUGCAGAGGGACGUGAAACUGCUAUUAAUAGCCAAUUGACUCUGUGCUUUCAGCCUCCAUUUUCUGAUGCAAGGCAGUGUGUGGCGAGGGUAUUCCUUUCCAUGCGAUUGCUUUGGUAGGAAAUGGAGUCUGGCUCUAGUAAGAUUUUUCAAAGGUGCUGCUUAACUGGGGUUUUGUUGUUUUAGAGAGCUAACGUAAUGGAAGAGGGUCCUUUGGCUUAUGGAACAGAAGAUAGUAGCAGUUCAGGAGGCUUUCUCUCUCUUAAAAAAAUGAAACCCAUCCUUUGUGGCCUUAAACAAUAUGACUUUUCCUUCUGCCCAGCCAAUUCGAGAUGUAUCGAGUUCUGCAACAGAGCCGUUACUGUGCUAGGCUAGAAAAUACGGCCUUUUUCUUCCUCUUUUGGCCCACGAUCUCUGCGGGUAAUCGAAUAUAGGCAGAUGAAAAGAGGAGCAAAGGCAUUUUGCUAAAUAGAGGCUUGUCACACACUCAUAACAUGAUGCAGCAAGUUUCGGCGCAGUCCAUUUUUUCAGCCGGAAUGUACCAAUUUUGACGGCUACGGGAGCUGGAUGGGCUGAUUAGUCAACCUGAUAAAUCGUCGUCGUCAUUGGGUUGUACAGGGUGGGAUGAGGGUCAUGGUGCUUCUCUGGAAGGGAAACCCUUGUUAAUUGCAGGUCAGGAUCUGUCCUUCUCUACCCACCUGUCACACUGGGUCUGCUAAAUGCAAGGAACAGAUUAAUUCCAGCAACUCCCUGAGCAAAAGUAUUAAUUAAUUAAUUACGGGUGCUAUGUAUUCAGAAUCAAGGUUGCACUCCCAGCCCAAUAAUGUUGGUUUAUUCUGGUUUGAUUCUUCAAGGUUUUGUUAAUUGCUCUGGCAGAUACAGUGCUCGGGUUGUUGUUGUCAUUUAUGUAAUAAAAUGAUUAAUGAACUUGUGAUGUUGAAGUCCACUUUGUGGCAUUCUGGUCCAGAUAGUUAAACAGGUGUAGGGCUGUGUGUUGUGCUGCAGAGGGCUGAAAAUAAUAAUUUAUGGAAAAUAAGCAAAUGUGUGCAAAUCUUUUUCAGUGCGUAUGGUUCAUCCUGGUUCCUGAGCGCUGCUUGGGGCGCAGAAUAUUUAGAAGAUGUAUAAACUGCAGGAUCAAAUUGCUCUCCAAGCACUGUAGAAAUGAAACCCUACAGAACAUAUAGAGAGUUGGAAUAUAGGGACGUUUCGGUGGGGAGAAUGGAAGGAAACAUGGCGUUAUGCAGCUUUCUGGCCUAACUGCAGCAGGAAAACUGGGCAGGUUAUUCCUCAAAGGUGACAGGCAUCCGAUUUAGGAGAACAACGCAAGUUUUAUUAAUUAAUCGGGUAUGGUGUGAUGCCUGUCUCAGGGACUCUUAUCACGGCUAUAGAAUAACUUCACCUUUUUAGUGCUGCUACUGACCAUAUUCUGUGGAAUGGCAUUCCUGUCCCGAUACGACAGACGCCCACUCUCUGCACUUUGCAAAAACAACUGGAGACAGUUUUGUUCCGAUAGGCUUUCCUAGACGAGUGAAUGGUUCUCUGCCAUCAGUGCCUAUUUUGUAUCGUUGCUUUAAAUAAGUCUGCUUUUUUUGUUGGGAGUUGGUGUGUUAAAACUGGUUUUUAUUGUACAUUGUCCUGAGUGGAUUGUGUAGUUUUGAUAUGUGGCUUGGACCGACUUUUCCUGUAGCUGCCCAGCCUUGGUGCAGCUGUUGCCCAAAAAAGAGGAAAGUCAUCACUAAAGCACAGGUGUGCACACGUUAAUUUCUAUGUGUGGAUGUGAAUUUGGAAAGCACUGAUAAGAUUUAAAUGGAGGUGCAGCACAGCUCACCAUAGUGGGAAGAACUGAGCCAGGUAACCUGCAUACCUGCUUGAGCUGCUCUCCAGGUGAAUAACUUUGGGUGCUUGCAGGAAUUUUUCCAAGGGGUGGAGGGCAAAGGAAAAUGCAGAAGGCUAGUUAUCUUCACCUCCACAAAUAAUGAUGAGAAAAUAAAUCCUUGUCCAUUUCCCCUCAUAUCUCAGAAUCCACAGAUGCUGGAAACUUAGGUUUUUUAAAAAAAUGAAAGCUGGGGACCUCAAGAUUAUAGUUUGUGGUGGUGGUGGGGCAGAGAACUAACUCCUUGAUGGGCACCCUCAAAGCCCCUGCUUUCCCUUCUUAAGUUGUUGUUUUUUAAUCUUGCAAACGGACUCUGACCCUACAGCUUCGAAAAUAGGGGAAAACCUUCAGAUAGAGCAGGGGUCAGCAAACCUUUUCAGCAGGGGGCCGGUCCACUGUCCCUCAGACCUUGUGGGGGGCCGGACUAUAUUUUGAAAAAAAAUAAUGAACCUGUGCCCCACAAAUAACCCAAGAGAUGCAUUUUAAAUAAAAGGACACAUUCUACUCAUAUCAAAACACACUGUUUCCUGGACCGUCCGAGGGUCGGAUUUAGAAGGCAAUUGGGUCGGAUCCGGCCCCCGGGCCUUAGUGUGCCUACCUAUGAGAUAGAGGGCUGUCCUCUGCAAUGCAGGACACAUGGACAGGCCUUUGACCCUGGGUGGUUACUGCUGGGGACCCUGUAGGUUGUCGCUCAUCGUGAACAGAUCCUGCCGGUGAAAGCAUUUGACAACAUUCCCAGGUUGUUGGUUCAAAGGUUGGAAGAGGUUUCAGCAGCUUAGCAGCCAGAGACUGGAAAAGCAUUACAGGAAAUGUUCUGUAGGCACCACACGGGCUUCCCUUAGGCAUCUGGUCGGCCACUGCCAGACGAGGGUGAUGGACUAGGUCCCUCCAUCUUUUCUUAAGCUCUGCUAUUUUUCUAGAAAAAUAGGAACUCUUCAUGAACGCCUCCCUUGUUAUCCUAGAAUGGCAGUGGCGCAAAGGUGCUCGAAAUGCGUUUUGGCGAGUUCCCUGUCCCUCCUUAAUUGUGGUGCUUGAAAAAACCAGCCAUAAACGUUGCCUAGGCCCAGGGACCAACUUGGCAACCUUGCUCUCUCGGUUUUCAAACUUAAUCCGUUCCAAGGAUCAAUGGGAUGGCUGCAAAGUCAAUGGGGGAAUAAAAAGAAAAACGCAGCUCGGAAGCCGUUCAUUCCAAAACCAGAGCAGUUACUUCCGGGUUUUCAGCGUUCGGGGGCCAAAACGUUUCAAAACGGAGGUGUUCGGGAACUGAGGUUGGACGGUACAUUCAAACCCCCACAGAUACAGGAGCCCAAGAAUUGGAAGGGGUUUGGGGCAUCAGUGCCCAUCUCUUUCGGGGGCUCAAUUAGUGCCAGCGCAUUCUGCCAAGAGCUUGGGUGUAACCUUUGACACCUCCCUUUCCAUGGAGGCGCAGGUUGCAGCCACAGCAAAGGUGGCAUUUUUCCAUCUCCGCGUAUUAAGCAGUUGGUCCCUUACCUUUCUUGCCCUGAUGUGGCCACAGUGAUCCACGCGACGGUCACCUCCAGGCUUGAUUACUGUAACUCGCUCUAUGCAGGGCUGCCCUUGAAGCUGACCCAGAAAUUCCAGCGGGUGCAGAAUGCUGCGGCAAGGCUCCUUACGGGGUCCUUGCCGCGGGAUCACAUUCAUCCAGUGCUUUACCAACUGCAGUGGCUCCCGGUGGAGUACAGGGUCAGGUUUAAGGUGCUGGUUUUGACCUUUAAAGCCCUAUGCGGCCUAGGACCCACAUACCUAUGGGACUGCCUCUCCUGGUAUGCCCCGCGGAGGAACUUAAGGUCCACAAAUGACAACACUUUGGAGGUCCCAGGUGGCAAGGUGGUUAGAUUGGUCUCAACUAGGGCCAGGGCCUUUUCAGCACUGGCCCCGACUUGGUGGAACGCUCUGUCACAAGAGACUAGGGCCCUGCGGGACUUGACAUCUUUCCGCAGGGCCUGCAAGACAGAGCUGUUCCGCCUGGCCUUUGGUUUGGACUCAGUCUGACCCUUAGGUUUCCUUCCCCUUAUGGUCUUGAUUUAUUGGCUACUUUUAAAAUGAGGCUGCAUUUUAAAUUGCAUUUUAACCUGUAUUUUAAAUUGGGGUUUUUCCCCCCAUAAUUUUUUUUUACUGUGAUUUUAUUGGUGUUAGCCGCCCUGAGCCCGGCUCUGGCCGGGGAGGGCGGGGUAUAAAUAAAAUUUAUUAUUACUAUUAUUAUUACUAUGAUUAUGAUGCAGACUGUUCCCUCCCCUCUGCCCCAUAAAUCACAACAUCAACAGCAUUCUCUGUAUAGGAAAACCUUUUAAUGUGUAAUGUUUUAUUAUGUUUUUAUAUAUAUUGGAAGCUGCCCAGAGUGGUUAGGGCAACCCAGUCAGAUGGGCAGGGUAUAUUAAUAAUAAUAAUAAUAAUAAAUUGCACUUGGAUUUUUCAGUGCAGGAAUAUGCACUUGUCCCAUAGGGGGACUGAACUUGCAACCUUGGCAUCAUCAGCACCAUGUUCUAACUAGCUGAGCUAAAGCCCUUACAAAAACUUCCCCCCUCUUUUCCCAACCUGUUAGAUGGGGAAAGGCUCCUUCAAGUACGCCUGGGUGCUGGACAAGCUGAAGGCUGAGCGUGAGCGAGGGAUCACCAUCGACAUCUCUCUCUGGAAGUUCGAGACCACCAAGUACUACAUCACCAUCAUUGACGCCCCCGGGCACCGGGAUUUCAUCAAGAACAUGAUCACGGGGACUUCGCAGGUGAGAAAGGGGAGGCUGUUCAUCGCAGGGCAGGGGGCAGGGGACACCUUUGGGUCGUUCCCUGAGCGCCAGCACAGCGCCAACAUCCUUUUUUCCUGGAUGGGUCCCUGACAGCAAAACUGUGUGACCUGGAUUUUUUUUUAAAUGGAAGUCCUAGGAACCUGGUCUAGCUUUGUACUCUGGCUGGCCAAAUGGCGAAGCUAGCAUGCUUUGUGCGUUGGAAAGGGGCCGUAGAAAUUCUUAAAAAUGCAUUUGGAGCGUGCUGUCUCCUCCCUGCUUUCCUGGGAAUAAAAAAAGAAAGAAAAAAGGACGAACUCCCUAAAGGAGCCAUCAACUAUUUAUAGGAGCAGAUGGCACUAUCAGUUUUCAGGUAUCAAGCCAACAGUUUGUAGAACUUGUUGAGAUACAAUAUUGGAAGGGAAGAUGGGAUAUUAGGAGCCCAAUACGUACCUGUUUUGUUUAGGAAAACUCAGGGGGUGCUGCUGUUUCCCAAAACACGUCGUUUGUUUAUUUACUUAUUGUGGUUAUAUUCUACCUUUUCCUGCAAGUGGCUCUCCCCUCCGCCAUCUGCUUUCUAAAACAGUACAUGAACUGAAACACAGUCAUCUUUUGAAACUCGCACCCCUCCAAAUUUGUAAUGCUGGUCCGCAAGCCAAACAAUGGGUGCUGAAAUUGGCUGUGCAUUCAGUAUAGUGGGCCUCGGCCUGUGGAACUCCCUCCCACCUGAGAUUAGGCAGACCCCCCUCCUUGUUGAACUUCCAGCAAAAGACAAAGACGUUCUUAUUCCAGCAGGCGCCUUAAGGCCUUUAGUUUGGUUUCAUGAUGGAUUUUUAUUGUUUUAUUUUCCCAUUUUCUAUGGAUUGUUUUUAUGUACAGGUGGCAACCCUUUUGCGCAAGGGUUCUGUUCCUGGCGCCCGUGUGUGUCGGCAGAGUGCAAAAAACCCACCUCAUUCUGGCCCAGCUCUGCUUUUUUCUAAAAGGGGCCUAAGCACCGGUUGUGCGUCAGUUGCACACAAAUCAGUGCAAAUCGGUCACUGCCUGUACAGUGCUUAGAAAUGGGAAAUGUACUUUAAAAUGCAACACAGUGGUUACCUCGGUUUUCAAAUGUAAUCUGUUCUGGAAGACCGUUCGAGUUCCAAAACGUUCGAAAACUCAGUAUGGAAGCCUCAAUAAAUACGGAAAACUCAAUAUGGAAGCUGCGUGGCCUUUUCGACUUCUGAGACGAGUUCGAAAACCAAAGCAUUUACUUCCGGGUUUAUGGCGUUCAGAAACCAAAAUGUUCGUCAACGGAGACGUUUGAAAACCGAGGUACCGCUGUAUAUUGCUUGGCAAAAAAUGUGCGUAUUGGGAGCCGUUUGCACUAAAAUGCUUGAUGUUGUUUUUUAAUUUUAUUUUACAAAACGGUGAUAAAAGUUUCACGAGGACUUCUUUAAAAGAUUGCGAGCCGAUGUGGAAAAGUGGAACUUAAGAUUGGGGGAAAGAAACGAGAAAUGGAGAGAGAAUGAAACGGGGAAAUCUUCCUGUGACGUUUUGCAAACCGUCAUGCGCAAACCGCCACACUCCUAAGUGUGUCUGUGCCUUGUUUCCCUACAGGCCGACUGCGCCGUCUUGAUUGUGGCUGCUGGGGUAGGCGAGUUCGAAGCCGGCAUCUCCAAAAAUGGCCAGACCCGUGAACACGCCCUCCUGGCGUACACCCUGGGCGUCAAGCAGCUCAUCGUGGGCAUUAACAAGAUGGACUCCACGGAGCCGCCAUACAGCGAGAAGCGCUACGAUGAGAUCGUCAAGGAGGUCAGCGCCUACAUCAAGAAGAUCGGCUACAACCCAGCGACCGUUCCCUUCGUGCCCAUCUCUGGCUGGCACGGCGAUAACAUGCUGGAGCCGUCUCCCAACGUAAGUCACUGGUGGGCGGUGCUAGGCUAUGUUCACAUGAGGUUUGCAGCUCCAGUUGGGUCCAAUCGAAGCUGGAGAAGCUCCUCCGUCGUCAUCUCCCAGGGACAGGGAAGUCGACUUGCGAAUACGAGAAAGGUUGGCUUGAAGAGGGAGUGUUAAGGCAGGCCAGGUGGAGCCUAGGCAGUGUUAGAAACUCGAAUAUAUAAGCUAGGUGCCGAAUGGCUCCUUAAACCACGGUUAGGGAUGCUUAGCUGCCAUUUUGGGAGCCAUUUUGGCUGCUUGAAAGUUGUAUUUUCAACACGACUUUCUGCUUCCUGAAAUUUGUUCUCCUUGGGCAGAUAAAAUAUUGUGGAUAGAAUUCUACAGGAUGGCUUGCUAGUAUAAUAAUAAUAAUGAUGAUGAUAAUAAUAAUAAUAAUAAUAAUAAUAAUAAUAAUAAUAAUAAUUUAUUUGUACCCCGCCCAUCUGGCUGGGUCUCCCCAGCCACUCUGGGCGGCUUCCAACAAAGAUUAAAAAUACAUUAAAAUGUCACACAUUAAAAACUUCAGGUGUCUUCUAAAUGUCAGGUAGUUUUUUAUCUCUUUGACAUCUGACGGGAGGGCGUUCCACAGGGCGGGCGCCACUACCGAGAAGGCCCUCUGCCUGGUUCCCUGUAGCUUUGCUUCUUGCAAUGAGGGAACUGCCAGAAGGCCCUUGGUUCUGGAUCUCAGUGUCCGGGCUGAACGAUGGGGGUGGAGACGCUCCUUCAGGUAUACUGGACCGAGGCCAUUUAGGGCUUUAAAGGUCAGCACCAACACUUUGCAUUGUGCUUGGAAACGUACUGGGAGCCAAUGGUUGACACUACCUGCUGACAUCGAAAGGGUUCUUUCUGAGGGUGGUAGCCAAUUAAGUUUCACUCAGAGUAAACCAGAGUAAACUAGGCGUUUCGUCUUGGUGACUGUAACCCUGGGUUAAGGAGCCAUUUGGCACCUACUGUAGCUUAUAUACAUCUCUGAGUUUCUGAUAUAUAUAAGCUACAGUAGGUGCCAAAUGGCUCCUUAAACCAGGGUUACAGUCACCAAAACGAAACUGCCUAGUUGCCAUUUUUGGGCCAGAUCUAAAGUCUUGUUUUUCAAUACAAGUUUUUGGUUCCUGAAAUUCAUUCUCCUUGGGCAGAUAAAACAUAACAGGUAGAAUUCUACAGGAUGUGUUUCUGGUGUGUGAAAAGAAUCAACAUCCAGGGACUCCCAGGCAUCCACCUCCAGAUGGUGGAGAUGUCAGAUGUCAUCCUGGCGCCUGGGCAUCUUCACUUGGUAGCAAGUGGCAGAAAGCCAGGUGCAAAAUGCGCCUGGUGAAUUUAAAACGCUGAGCCUAUGUGGAGAGGCUGUCCUGUCUGCGGGGCUGUGCCUUGCGAAAACCUGACAUUCCUGGCUGAAUCGGAUCUCAACAAUUGCCCGGAAAAGAUCCAAAGGCAGAUUUUGCAUAGCUGAGUUUCAAUCGAGUGGGUAAGAUCGGAUUUUUGCAAAGCAGAGCCACAGAACUCUUGGGCUCGUGGGAAUUAAUUUGUCCACAAUACAAUCAAAAUAUGGGCCCAGCGAAAGUGGAUGAGCCCUCCGUUUAUGCAGGGUGACAGAAAACCUAGUCGUUACUCAAUAUGAGCAUGAAUCAAGGACGCCCUGUAAUCCUUGAGAAUCUGCCGCCAUCUUUCAAUUGUUCUUUAUUGGACCAAUCAAUGCACAUAGGGUUCCCUGAGGCUAAGAAGUUUGGAAUACAUUACUUUGGGGCACCACUUGCCGUCAGUGCUGGAGUUGUGAGCUGUAUAAUUUCUUUUUGGGAUGACUUAAGGACGCGGGGGGCGCUGUGGGUUAAACCACAGAGCCUAGGACUUGUCGAUCAGAAGGUCGGCGGUUCGAAUCCCUGCGACGGGGUGAGCUCCCGUUGCUCGGUCUUUGCUCCUGCCAACCUAACAGUUCGAAAGCACGUCAAAGUGCAAGUAGAUAAAUAGGUACCGCUCCGGCGGGAAGGUAAACGGCGUUUCCGUGUGCUGCUCUGGUUCGCCAGAAGCGGCUUAGUCAUGCUGGCCACAUGACUUGGAAGCUGUAUGCCGGCUCCCUCGGCCAAUAAAGCGAGAUGAGCACCGCAACCCCAGAGUCGGCCACGACUGGACCUAAUGGUCAGGGGUCCCUUUACCUUUACCUAAGGCCUAGUUCUUAACAAGAUAAAGGGUUUCUGGCCUGGUCUGUACUACUACUUAAGUUUUUUGUUUAUUGAUUCAAAGCGUUGAAAAUAAAUAAAUAAAUAAAUUUUUAUUUAUAUCCCGCCCUCUCCAUCCGAAGCCGGGCUCAGAGCGGUUAAUAACAGUAAAAUGAUACAACAUUCUAAAAUCAUUUCAUUCUAAAAUCAGUUCAAAUCAGAUUAAGGGCAACCAUUGGGCUCUGUGAAGAUUGCCAAAGGAGUGGGUCAGGUUGUGCCCUGGCCAAAGGCCUGGUGGAACAGCUCUGUCUUGCAGGCCUGUGGAAUGAUGUCAAGUCCCGCAGGGCCCUAGUCUCUUGUGACAGAGCGUUCCACCAGAUCGGGGCCACAGCCAAAGAAACCUGCUAUUCAGCUGGAAAAGGUUCCCAGAGCAGUUUGCAUACCAGUAAAACUAGUGCAUUAAUCCGAGCAUCAGAGAGAGCCCCUUUCUCCACUAAAGGAGGUUUAAAUAGCUACUUAAAUACUAUGAUGUGAAAGAUGAUUAUUGUGAUGACCACACAGCCUUUAUUCCGGGUUGUAUCUGGGAGCGGAAGAAGCUGCUGUCCGGCUGCUCCCCUCGGCCUCAGUUGCAAUGUCUGUAAAAUGGGAAUAAUGGUGGCUGAGUUCAGAGUUAUUGUGAGGGCAGGCCCAGCACCGGUCGUGUAGCACUCUGCAAACCAAACAAGUAAUCGUUUGCCACUGCCUGUUAAAAGCUUUUUUAGCCAAUUAUUUUAAUCAGCGUACCCAAAGCCCAGACAGCUGAAUGUCGGCAGCUGCCAGUGCUGGAGAGAUGACACUGAACAAUCUAAUUGAAAAUAGGUUUGGGGAAAACAGGGUGAUGUCAUUUUGGAAUUUAUACUUCCUAAAUAUGGAGGUCAAGCGAGACAGGGCAGCAGUACGUCGUUGCAAAUCUGUGUCUAGUGGGGCGUUGCUGGGCUUGUGAUUGAAAGCUGAGCACCCUCUACAAUCUGGUUCCCAGAACUUUUAGAUGCAGCAGAACCACCUAUGUUAGGAGGAGGAAUGCUCACAAAAACCUGACAGAUAUUUUGCGAGGAUGCAGAAAUGCAUAGCUGUCAACUUUUCCCAUUUCUUGCGAGGAAUCCUAUUCUGAAUAAGGGAAUUUCCCUUAAAAAAAAAGGGAAACGUUGACAGCUAUGCAGAAAUGUGGGGAGCUCAAAUUCAGAGUGGGAAAUUGAGGGAAACUGAAAUGGAUAGAUAGAUAAUGUCCGCCUCUACAGUUGACCCAUCACUGCAGUUGUAUGGGGUACCUCAGUUGUCGAACGCAAUCCGUUCUGGAAGACCGUUCGACUUCCGAAACGUUUGACAACUGAGGUGUAAAAAGCUGUUCAACUUCUGAGGUGUGUUCAAAAACAGAAACAUUUACUUCCGGGUUUUUGGCGUUCGAAAACCAAAAUGCUCUGCUUCCGAGACGCUCGAAAACCGAGGUACCACUGUAUUGUGCUGAGGCAUCCACAUCGAUGUCCAAUUCCUGGGAAGGAAUUUCUUUCCUCCCUUUUGAGGGAAAGAACGGGCAUGUGAGGGCCUUCUGGAGGACUGGGGCAUCAUGUGGAUAUAGCCAUGAGAUGCUCCACUUUUUUGGGGGGGGGGUAUUUUGAAAAGUAUGAACUGGGGCUUUGCCUGGCCAACAGAGUGGUCACUCUGUCUUGCUCUUGUUCCUGCAUCAGUUUGCUAGAUGCUAGAUCAUUUAUUAUGGUCAAAGACCAGCUCAAAUAACAUAACACAAUAAAAACAGCGUUCAUAAAGAUAAAAUACAGUGGUACCUUGGGUUAAGUACUUAAUUCGUUCCGGAGGUCUGUUCUUAACCUGAAACUGUUGUUAACCUGAAGCACCACUUUAGCUAAUGGGGCCUCCUGCUGCCGCCGCGCUGCCACAGCACGAUUUCUGUUCUUAUCCUGAAGCAAAGUUCUUAACCUGAAGCACUAUUUCUGGAUUAGCAGAAUCUGUAACCUGAAGCGUAUGUAACCCAAGGUACCACUGUAUACAAUUGGAGCAGAUUGCAGCAAUAGCUCGUGAGCUAAAAUUGAGAUAUAUACAUACACCCGUACAACUGAGAUUUGGGCUACCGUAAAAAAUUGAACCUGAGGUGCCCUAAAGGGCGACUUCAGCAUUUCCCUAGUAAGGUAUCCUCUGCAUCAGUUUGUAACUCCACAGCUUCUCACCGUUUUCAGUUCCUCCAAUGUUUGUGAGUCUCUGGGCUUGCCAAAAUUUAAUAAUUACAUUUUUUUACUUGCCCUUUUCCGUGAGGGUCCCAGCAACUUAAAAAUACGUCGAAUCAAAACAGAUCACAUUCAGGAGAAUAGGGUGGUUCCUAAAGUGCAUAACCAAACAGACACCCUCCCCCCAAAAUAGUUACAUGAAACCGAGAGGAAAAACGAAUACAUUGAAAGCAUCCUGCCUAUUUCUAAAAGGCUACACAGAUAGUUAAAGGCCUAAGGCCUAAAGAGGGAAGUUUUCACCUGGUGCCAAAAGAUAUGUAUUGAAGGUGCCAGGCGAGCCUCCUUGGGGAGAGCAUUCCAGAAACGGAGCCACCACAGAUGAGGCCCUGUUCUUGUGUUGCCACCCUUCGGACCUCUUGUGGAGGGGGCACAUGAAGAAGGGCCUCAGAUGAUAAUAUCGGGGUCUGGGUUGGUUCAUAUGGGGAGAGGUGGUCCUUGGGGGAUUGCGGUCCUGAGAGUGUGACCUCUGCUGGACCGUCACCUCCCCAAAAACAUCAGAAGGCAGUGGCAGUACCAAGAGUGUCCCCUUCACUGAUUUUCACACGCGUUGUUAUGUACUGAGUUGAAUAGGAUCCAAAAUGCAGCAGUCUGAUUGGUCCUAGAACAGUAGGAUUCAGAAUGCAUCAGUCUGAUUGGUCCACAGGAGCCACCCAAUCCAGCUCCAGGUGGAAGUGAAUCCGCAACCUGAUUGGCCUACAGGAGAAUUCCGGAAUUAGCCAAUCACAUGGGGCCCAUUGUGUAAAUAAUGUAUAUAAAGCAGACAUUAUGGGAGAACUUCCAUUCCUCCUCACCACUAUGAGCUGAAUAAAGAGCAUGAAAUCCACUCUCGACUCCGAGUAUAUUUCACGCGUCUUUAAAAGGAAGGAGGAUGUCUUUCAGAUAAUGGCGCUAACUAGCUAGAGAGCCUUUGUGGGAAAAGGGCAAUAGGUGUCUCCGUACAACACUCAGCACCCUGGAGAAACUACAUUCCCCAUAAUUCUUUGGGGAGCAAGCCAGGAAUUUAGAGUAGAAUGACGCUGCUGUAAAUGUUUGGUGCUAGGGUAUUGUUUAGGGAUUUUUGUUGAUGGGGUUGUUGCUGUUAUCGAUGCUAACUCUUUGUAUCUUUUGUUUUAGAUCUUACGAUUUACGUGGAAAUUGUUCAGUUCCUUUGUGCAUUUUUUUGAUGUUAUAUUUAUUGCCUAUGGCUGCUUUCGUUACGUUGUGUUUAUGUGUCUUUUUUGUGUUGUAAGCUGCCUUGAGCGUGGUUUGAACUUUGGAAAGGCGGCAUACAAACAAAAUUAUGUAUGUAUGGUGUGACUGUGGCCUAGGACUGGGCAGAUCUGGGUUCAAAUCCUUAGCCAGCCAUGAAGUUUACUGGCUGACGUUGGGCCACCCUCGGUAUCUCAGCCUAACUAAACUUCCAGGGGUGUUGAGGGUAAAAAUUGGGGGCGGCAGCGGCGCAUGUCGUCUAUGUUCAACUCUUUUGAGGAAAGGUAGGUUGUAAGAGCAAAUAGAGAAUUGCUUGGUUAAAUUUCUGUAAGAGAUUAUUAUGCUUAGUGCUCUAUAGAUCUUUUCCUGUGUGCUCAAAGCAGUUCACAUACAUCAUCUUAGCCGCUUUCAACAACAACCUUGUAAGGCAGACCACUGUAACAGGUGCAUUAAUACAGACUAGAGGCAGGGCUGAGAUUAAAGAAGUUAGUGUCUUGCUGCUUAAUGAGUUCAAAAGAGAUUUGAACCAGGGCCUUGCCAGCUCGCAGCGGUCAUUAGGCUUAGUCCUCAGAAGCAAAUAAGGACGAUUCCUUGCAUCGCCAAUGAAAAUCUGUUCCUCGGGGUGUUUUGUGUUGCAUCUGAGAGCGUUCCCCUCACUUCAAACGCAGGCUGUAGAAUUGGUCUAAGAGCAGUGAUGGCCAAACUUGGCCCUCCAGCUGUUUUUGGACUACAACUCCCAUCAUCCCUAGCUAACAGGACCAGUGGUCAGGCCUGAUGGGAAUUGUAGUCCCAAAAAACAGCUGGAGGGCCAUCACUGGUCGAAGAGGGUAUGUUUCCUGCGAUUCCGCAGUCCCAUGAACAAAUGGAGAAUUUGGCGUUAGAUGUAAAUUCCAGUGGCUUGAGUACGUCUCCUUUCGGAAAUGCAACCUCUUAGCCCUUAGGACCGCAGGGAUAAGCUUGAAUUUUCCAUGCAGAUUGCCUCAGAAGCUGGUGGGAAAGUGAGAGUGAAGGAAACGGGGUGCAGAAUAAAUUAUACAUAAUAAGGUGACACGUGCAAAUUGGCUUUGUGUGCAUAACCUACGCAGGUCAAAGCGUUCAGGUUUUGUGAUGCGUAACUUGCAAAAGUGAUUUUGGUACUGAAUUUUGCCUGUAUGGUGUUGUCUUUCGCUGCUCAGACAGAGACGCUCUGUUUUCCUGAAUAGCAUUUCUUUUCAGAAACGUGGAGGUCCUGUUCUUUCCUCUUCCCUUUCUACCCUCCAGAUCUCUUUAUAUUCCCUUCCUUUCUCCUGGCUGGGCUGGGGCUUCUUCCUUAAUGCGGAAGCUAGUCAGGUGACCCUCUGAGCCUCUCAUGUGACCACCUUGAAAUUCAGCAAGUCAGCGUUGGUGUGUUGGCGGAGAUUAGUUUCUGUGAAUCCUCUUGACGGUUCUGCACAGCUGGGCUAAUGCUUUGUGACCUCCUUCAGGGAAUACAGGACAUGGCUUGGAUGCAAGACAGAUAGUCUUGGUGGCUAGGAAAAUGUGGGAGGGGAUGUCCACAGAAGUUUCAAAAUGAAGUCACCUUUAAAGAUGUAGAAAAUCAGUGAGUGGGUGGCUGCUAACUACUCUCUCUCUCACACACUUGCAAUUGCUAAAUUGGUUAGGGGAUUUGAUAAAACGAUGUACAUUUAAAUUUCAGGGCAGGUAAACGGAACAUCCAGGGAUGCGGGUGGCGCUGUGGGUUAAACCACUGAGCCUAGGGCUUGCCGAUCAGAAGUUCGGCGGUUCGAAUCCCCGUGACGGGGUGAGCUCUCGUUGCUCGGUCCCUGCUCCUGCCAACCUAGCAGUUCAAAAGCACGUCAAAGUGCAAGUAGAUAAAUAGAUACCGCUCCAGCGGGAAGGUAAACGGCAUUUCCGUGCGCUGCUCUGGUUCGCCAGAAGCGGUUUAGUCAUGAUCCACAUGAACUGGAAGCUGUACGCCAGCUCCCUCGGCCAAUAAAGCGAGAUGAGCGCCGCGACCCCAGAGUCGUUUGCCACUGGACGUAACUGUCAGGGUUCUUUUACCUUUACCUUUCUUGAAGACUGGUCUGUCCAUAACAGCUGCAUUCAGCAGAAAAUAAUAUUCAGAGUCCACUGGACUCCAGCAAAACUUUACGAGAGGAAAAUAACAAAUGCAGACAACUGCUGGAGAUGUGGAAGUAAAAAUGCGAACUUAGUACAUAUGAUUAACUGCCGGAUGAUAAUAUCAUUUUGGUGCGAGAUGAAGAUAUAUAUAGCAAGAGUAAAAAAAAAAGAAAUUGCUAUUUAGGGGAAUUGAAUUUAAUUCUAAAUUAUAUACCAGAAACGUGGGAGAUUACAAGGGGUCAAAACAAAAUAUGGAUGUAUCGUGCCAUAUUAGAAGCAAAAAAACUUGUUCUGAUGAAUUGGAAGAGCCGCAAAAAGAUUCCAUUGAGCACAUGGAUUGACAAUAUGGACAGACUAGCCACAUACGAACGAAUUGCAUGUCGAUGCAAAUUAAGAAUGGAUAAAUAUGAAGAAAUCUGGAAGGGAUAUUUAAGCGAUUAGGCGGACGGUGGUGGAAAGUAGGGGGAUGAGAGGUGGGGAAAUAUUGUUAAAAAGGUGUAGUCAUAGGUAUAUCAGUACUCAAAUCUGAAAUGUUAAAUUGUGUUAUUAAUGUUAUUGCGGUUUUUGUUGUAUGUGUUUUUUGUGGUUGUUGUUUGUAUUGAAAAAACGACUAAAAUUUUUUUUUUAAAAAAGAUGAGCGCCGCAACCCCAGAGUUGGUCACGACUGGACCUAAUGGCCAGGGGUCCCUUUACCUUUUUAAAAAUGGAACCUCCAGGGGGAGGUGCAGUGUUGCUGGAGGCAGACGAUGGAAGGCAGGCUGUUGCUAUCCUGCCCUGCCCUACUUUUGGGUUUUGUAGACACAUCUGGAAGGUUGCUAUGGAAAGCUGGAUUGCCGACGAGAUGGAGCUUUCUUCUGAUCCGGCAGGCCUCUUCUUUCCGUUGCUACGCAAACGUUGCAUUGGCUUCUAAUUUUUUUAGCUUGUUAACAUACAAGUGGAACGUAGCAGCGGGUGCUUUCUCAACCGAAAAGGCCCAAAGGUCUCGAUAACCAGGAGCUCUGUGCCCAAACUUGUGAAGCUAAAGUAUAAAAUAUAAAAGGCGCGUUAAAAUUGCUGCUGAAAUCGGGUGUUGAAAGGAAGGCUAGCCUAAAGGGUUUUCGAAACAAAAGCAGCAGUUAGAAAAAAUAAAAUUAUGUGUUAUGAAACACAUAUUUAAAAACAUGUCAGACUUAUAUGUCUGGGGUGGCUGGCUUAAACGAAAAUGUUUUCAGCAGGAUAUUUAAAGUGUUGUGGAGCUCUAGUUCCCAUUAGCCCCAGCCAGCAUGAUCAAGGGUCAGGGAAUGAAUGAAGGAAUUUAUUACUGUAUUUUUCUGUGUAUAAGACACCCCCAUAUAUAAGACUCCAAAUUGGGGACUCCAAAUUAAGAGAACAGCCCUCAGCACUACCCGUGUAUAAGAUGAGCCCCAAUUUUAAACCUAAAAAAACCCCCAAAAAACGUAGUCUUAUACACGGAAAAAUAUGGUAAUUUCGGUCACAGACCAGUUCCAGCUCACAUACAAUAUCAGGGAAAUCACAAAACACGAUAGGGAUACAUUUGAAUUUGCAAUUGGGUAUAACAGGGACAGUACAGAUAUUGCAGCAGUUAAAAAUAUGUAAGUUAAAUCUUAAUCACUAAAAUAUAACCUAAAAUUGUCAUUUAAGGCCUUGGUCAUUAAGGUAGCACAGCUUGUUCCCUAAGUUUUAUGGCAGGUGCACAGAAUUUGGCCACACUUAGUGUGAUCUCUAGAUCCUUGUUCUCUACCAGGGAUUUUAGACAUAGGGUCAGGGAUAAUGGCAGAAGUGGUUGAUCAACAUCUGGCAUUGGAGAGAGGACAGCUUCUCCAUCCCUUCCUUAAACUGGGUUCAAAUCACCAUUUGGCCACAGGGUAAGAAUUGAUGACUGGUGCAGCCUACCUUUACGGGGUUAUUGUGUAUGGAUGCUGCCUUGAGUUAUUUGGGGGGUAAGGGCCGUAAAUAAGGAAGCUACGCAGUGGCAGUUCCAAUGGUUGUUCAUGCUUUCUUUAUUUAGAAGAUGUCUUAAAUCUCACUGCAUUCAAAGGACCUCAAAGCAAUGGACGAAAAAAAAAAAUCAAAUGCGGUAGAUAAGAGUUUCUAAACUGUGUGCAAAGCUGAGAUCCAGUACCAUAGAAAAGAACAUCAAAGCUAUGUACAAAAUAAAAAUUUGACUACCAUACGAAAAUAAAACUGGGAAGAAGGGGAAAAAAACCCACCUCAAUUUAUGGUGCAAAAAUCCAGGAGAGGGAUCUCAAAGUGGAAGUUCAGAUGUAUUGCAAAAGAAAUCAGAACUAUAUAUCAAACACAUCUCAAAGUCAGGACAAAAAAAUAAAUAUCUCAGUAACAGUAUGAGAAAUAAAAAUCAAGUGCAGGACAAUAUAAUCAUAUAAAAACCUUUUAAAAUUAUGUUGUGUUAAAUCAGUGACAGUUGCAGAAUCCUAACCAAUCAAUCUGUGGAACAAAGACAGCUUUCUUUUUUCUUUCUUUUUUAAAUAGUAUUUAUUAAAUUUUCCAUUUUAACAAUCCAAUAAAAAUCACAACGAAACAUUCCAAAUGAUUAUUUAAUCACAAAAAGUCAAAGAUUCGAUGCCAAAUUAUAGAUCUUAGAAAGACCGCUAACCCUGUGGCUGUAUUCUAGGGAAGCUUGCUCGCUCGGGACAAAACCUUCCCUUCCAAUAAUUCAUCUUAGACUUGUAGAAUUGGCAGGGACCACAGGGGUCAUCUAGUCCAACCCCCUGCAAUGCAGGAAUCUUUUGCCCAAGGUGGGGCUCAAACCCCUGACUUUGAGAUUAAUAAAGAGUCUCGUGCUCUACCAACUGAGCCAACCGAGUUUGACUGGGCAUUUGUGGCCUGAGUCUGGGGAAUGGGUGACUUGCCUUUGGGAAACUGACCUUAGCAAGUUUUGCACAAUUGUCCUGAGAUUAUGGGAGAAGCUGAUCUUGGAGUGAGCUGCUAGGGUUAACACUGGCCUGGUGUUGUGGGAGAUACACCCCCCCCCUUGGAAACCACCCCCCCAAACUUAUCUACAGAUGGAGGCAGACUGCUAAUCUCUGAUAAUACCUGAAGGAGUGUCUCCACCCCCAUUGUCCAGCCCGGACACUGAGGUCCAGCUCCGAGGGCCUUCUGGUGGUUCCCUCCCUGUGAGAAGUGAGGUUACAGGGAACCAGGCAGAGGGCCUUCUCGGUGGUGGCGCCCGCCCUAUGGAACACCCUCCCAUCAGAUGUCAAGGAAAUAUACAACUACCUGACUUUUAGAAGACAUCUGAAGACAGUCCUGUUUUGGGAAGUUUUUAUUUUUUUAUUUUUUACCAACAACCAAAACAACAGUGAAACCCCCCAGGCGGCUGAUACAUUGGGUAUACAUAAUCAAGAAUAACAUAUUCAAAUCAACCAUAUGUACAAUUUUAUAUAUGUUAACACUCCUCCAUCCACAAGGUUUAUUUAAGUGUUUUGGGAAGUUUUUAAUGUUUGAUGUUUUAUCGCUUUUUUAAUUAAUAUUUAUUCAUAUUCUGUUGGGAGCCACCCAGAGUGGCUGGGAAAUGUGUGUGUGUGUGUCUAAAUAAAUAAAAAUAAAAUAAAAUAAUCUCAAAUUGCUCUGGGAAGCAAAGGAAGGAUUGUAUCCUUCAGUUCCUGCCCUUGUGAUGAGGGAGUGAUUCAUACGGCUGGGCGAAGGUGUUCUCAUGUGCCAACAGUUCCUUCCUCACAGCCCACUGGAUCCACACUCCCGCCAUUUUGUUUUGCAGAUGCCUUGGUUCAAAGGCUGGAAAGUGGAGCGCAAGGAAGGGAACGCCAGCGGAGUGUCGCUGCUGGAAGCUCUGGAUACCAUCCUGCCCCCCACCCGCCCCACAGAUAAGCCUCUGCGCCUGCCCCUUCAAGAUGUCUACAAGAUCGGAGGUGAGUCCAGCGCUUUCCUGGCAGGUAGACAGGUGCCCUCGCUGGGCUAGGCGGAUUUCCAGGCAGUAAUCCGCUUUUGUAGUCUAAGCGACAGGAAGAGAAGAGGAUUUGAGUGCUGACACCGGCAUUUACCUGUGUGCAUUAUAGAUGGCAAGGUACGUAGCAAUUGUGCCUGUCGCCUGAAGGUGCCCUGACCGUUCGGUUUUGGCAAGAAGUCAGUUUCUCAUCCUCAUAAUUGCGGAAGCAGGUUUGAAAUGGCAGCGAUGAACAUGCUAAAAGAGGGGAAACGAGAGACAUGAAAAAGACACUUCUCUAUUCUACUGUCCAACACUUCGCCUUUCUUUUUUUAUAUAUAUAUUUUAUUAAGUUUUACAAUUUUAUAUUCAACACAGUCACCAUUAUCACAAAAAAAAUAUAAAUCCCAAUCUCUCUCCCCCCCCCAAACUUCCCUCAGCCUCCUCUUCUGGUUCUUUAAAUAUUUGCUUUUCCUGCUUUUUUAUUAUUAUUCUACCUUAAUUUUGUAAUCUUUAACUUAAAUCUUCCUAUCUUUUUAUAUCAUAUUUUUUUCCAAUUACAUCUUGCACUUUGUUAUUUUCCAGUUAUUACAUCUUAAUAUUGGUUUCUUAAUUGUGUUUACUCAAACCCUGCUAGUGAGUCCACUUCUUUACAAUAUUUCUGUAGAUACAUCGUAAAUGGUUCCCAGUCUUUUUUAAAGUCUCUAUUGUCCUUGUCUCAACACUUCGCAUUUCUAAGUUCAUUUGCCGAAGGUCACUCACAAGCUCUUUCAGAAUAUUUCACACUUGAAGAUACAUUUCACAAAUAAUAAUAAUGCAGCCUCUUUGAAAAACCUGUCGCUUGCAAAACCUCCUAGCAUUGGUAGAGUUGCUGCGAUGUUCCAUUCCUUCAAAUUUAUUUAAGACAUUUAUGUGCCGCUUAAUUAUUUUUAGGGUGCAGAGUACACCCAUUUUACUGCUGGAGUGCAUUGAUCGGUUGGUUGUAGCCCACCUUAGGAAGGUAUACUGUAUAUUCUCUCCCCUUCCCCAAAGUGUCUUAUAACAUAAACUACAACGUAAAAAAAGACAUAAUUUAAAAACAGCCAUUCAGAAAGCAGUUAGCAGCAUUAAACGGCGGCAGCAGGUGGAACGGUUCUUUAACAACCAUGAAAUCCCCAAAAUGCAGACCAGAAUAUAAAGCAUCUCUAGGCUUUCCAUGAAAGGGGCUGCAGAGUCGUGUGCUGUCAGUUAUACGCAGCUUAAAUUAACAGAAUUGCCGUUGGGCCUGCAGUUUCCUAUGUUUUCCCAAAAGUUGUGUUUUUAAGUUGUCCAAUGUUAUAUCCAGUGCUAAACUCUUGCAGUUCCUCUUCAGUCAUGUCCACACCAUUCAUUUAAACUGCUGUGAUAACACUUUCAACAGCCACAACUUUCCCCAAAGGAUUCUGGGAACUGUAGUAUGUUGAGGAUGUUGACAGUUGUUAGGAGACACCCUGCUCCCCUUUCAGAACUACAGUUUUCAGAGCACCCUGGGAACUGUAGCUUUGUGAGGGCACCGGGGGUUUCCUGACAACUCUCGGCACCCGUAACAAACAACAGCUCCCAUAAUCCCUUGGGGGGGAAGCCAUAGCAAUGUGAAGUGGCGUCAUAGUUAUCUCCUGCUUGGACUACUGCCAUGCGCUCUCCGUGGGGCUCCCUUUGAAGGUGACCCGGAAACUACAACUAAUCCAGCAUGCGGCAGCUAGACUGGUGACUGGGAGCGGCCGCUGAGACCACAUAACACCAGUCUUGAAAGACCUACACUGGCUCCCAGUACGUUUCUGAGCACAAUUCAAAGUGUUGGUGCUGACCUUUAAAGCCCUAAACGGCCUCGGUCCAGUAUACCUGAAGGAGCGUCUCCACCCCCAUCAUUCUACCCGGACACUGAGGUCCAGCUCUGAGGGCCUUCUGGCGGUUCCCUCGCUGUGAGAAGCCAAGUUACAGGGAACCAGGCAGAGGGCCUUCUCGGUGGUGGCGCCCUCCCUGUGGAACGCCCUCCCACCAGAUGUCAAAGAGAACACAACUACCAGACUUUCAGAAGACAUCUGAAGGCAGCCCCGUUUAAGGAAGUUUUAAUGUUUGAUGUAUUACAGUAUUUUAAUGUUUUUUUGGAAGCCGCCCAAGAGUGGCUGGGGAAGCCCAGCCAGAUGGGCGGGGUAUAAAUAAUUUAUUAUUAUUAUUAUUAUUAUUAUUAUUAUUAUUAUUUAUUAUUAUUAUUAUAGCUUUUAUAUGAAUUCUCCCUGGCUUAACCUGAAGUAGCCAGGCAGAGGGCCUUCUCGGUUGUGGCACCCGCCCUGUGGAACUCCCUCCCACCAGAUGACAAAGAGAAAAACAACUACCAGACUUUUAGAAGACAUCUGAAGGCAGCCCUGUUUAGGGAAGCUUUUAAUGUUUAAUAGGUUAUUGUAUUUUAGUGUUCUGUUGGAAGCCACCCGGAGUGUCUGGGGAAGCCCAGCCAGAUGGGCGGGGUAUAAAUAAUAAAUUAUUAUUAUAUUAUUAUUAUUAUUAUUAAAUGCAUGGCUGCCGAGAGUCUCGAGGAUUGCGUUUCAUUGCAUGUUCCCCACUGCCCUCUUUUCCCCUCCGCAGGAAUCGGGACCGUCCCCGUGGGCCGCGUGGAGACGGGGAUCCUGAGACCCGGCAUGGUGGUCACCUUCGCUCCCGUCAACAUCACCACAGAGGUGAAGUCCGUUGAGAUGCACCACGAGGCCCUGAGCGAGGCGCUGCCGGGGGACAACGUUGGCUUCAACGUCAAGAACGUGUCCGUCAAGGACAUCCGCCGCGGCAACGUCUGCGGCGACAGCAAAUCCGACCCGCCUCAGGAGGCGGCCCAGUUCACUUCUCAGGUCAGCAGAAAGUGAGGCGGCAGCCAUUUUGAAAGCCUUUGCCGUCGUAUCGCAGCUUCUGCGGCCGUUUGCGUGAUGCAGACCUCUGUCCUGCCGGUGAUGCUUGAGGAAGACGGAGCAUUAACCAAGAGCCCUGAGAUUUUACUCUGCAGAAGUCGCGUUGCGGGACGCCAGCCUUUAAUAGUUUGCUUGGUGCGGUUGAAUCGCUUAAGGCGCGAUCCUGCACCCACUUAGCUGGGCUAGGAGUGAAGCCCAGUGAAAGCCUAAGAUGUACAGUCAUACUUCAUGUUAAGUCCGCUUCAUGUUACGUUCUUUCAGGUUACGUCCCGCGGCGACCUGGAAGUACCGGAAAGGGUUACUUCUGGGUUUCACCUCAUGCGCAGAAGCGCAAAAUGACGCCAUGCGCAGAAGUGACGAAUCGCAACCCGCAUGUGCGCAGACACGCCGCUGCGGGUUGUGCUCUUUUCAUGUUGCGAACGGGCCUCAGGAACUGAUCCCAUUCGCAACCAGAGGUACCACUGUAGUUGUUUAGCUCCGGGGCUAGGUUUUAAUUUGUCUCCUGAUUAGUCUGUAGGACUGACGACAAAUCAGUCGUCUCGCAUUCAGAGACUUUUGACGGAAGGGUCACGGAGCACCCUUGUUAAAGGCCAGUUUUCCUCCUUACAAAGAAUGCCAGGCUGUUGCUCAUUAAAUUUACAGUGGUGCCCCGCUAGACGAAUGCCUCGCAAGACGGAAAACCCGCUAGACGAAAGGGUUUUCCGUUUUGGAGAUGCUUCGCAAAACAAAUUUCCUAUGUGCUUGCUUCGCAAGACGAAAAUGUCUUGCGAGUUCCUGCGGGUUUUUUCCCCUUCCCCCCCCUUUUUCCCAAGCCGCUAAACCGCUUAUCAGCUGAUGGCUAAGCCGCUUAACAGCUGAUCGCUAAGCCGCUUAUCAGCUGAUCGUUAAGCCGCUUAUCAGCUGAUCUUUAAGCCGCUUAACAGCUGAUCGCUAAGCCGCUUACCAGCUGAUCCGCUAAGCCCGCUAAGCCGCUAAUACUGUAGCGCUAAUCCGCUAAACUGCUAAUGGGAUUGCUUCGCAAGACGAAAAAACCCGCAAGACGAAGAGACUCGCGGAACGGAUUCUUUUCGUCUUGCGAGGCACCACUGUAUAACCUAUCCCACGGAAAAGUAAAUUCUCCCUUCAGUAUGCCCCUUCGUGGAAUGUUUUGCAAGGCACGUAGCUAUUUAGAUUUAUUUGGCUUAGCCAUUUUAAUCCCUUGAAAGCCAGAUUCAGACUAAAAGGAAAGUGAUAAUGCAAAGGUAAAACCCUCCAAGUGGAGAGGAGGGCCAGUGCUCUCCUGCUGUUGUGGACUGCAUGUUCCAUUAGCCUUAGCCAGCAUGCCCAGUGCUCAAGAAUGAUGGGAGUUGUACUUCAGCAACUUUUGGAAAUCACCAUGCUGAUUACUCCUGCCCUAGUUUCUUGUAUUGGCCAAACCGGAGAGUAUUUCAGGGUAUUUUUAUGUUUUCCAGUUGUUUGUUCAAGUGCAUCUCCCUGUCACUUUCCUAACAGCAAGAAGUUCAUUUCUCUUUUAGGGUGGAUUUUCCCCAGUAGGGUGACAGAGCGAUGUCAUCUGCUUUAAUCGUGCGAAAGUAUGGCUUCUCCCAUCCACACUUUUGUUCAUCUUGUGAUUUCAAGUCACAGGUUCAAGGGUUUUUUUUUGACCCACCGCUUUUGUCCAGAAAAGCUGCUGUUUGUUGAUGAACUGGAACAAACAGCAACUGGGUUUUUUGCAGAUUGGCAUUUGUUCCGAUUCAGAAGUAAACUGCUGGUUUUCCCGGGGGGGGGGGGGCCCUCUCAGAAAUCAUGGGAUAAACAGGAAUAUGGAUGCACCUUUAGUUUCCGAAAGUGCACUUGAAUCCCUCCUGCAAACUACCGCCAGUCUGCAGGAGCCCAUUUUCCAGAAUGCAGUAGCUAGAAGCGGCUGCCUUUUCAGCAGCCUUCCACAAGGGAGCAGCGUUGCCCAGCUAGGAAAGCCAGAAAGUUGCCGUGGUCAUCCCAUGCCCUUCCCGAAUUUGUUCCGGCCUGAGUCCUUCUCUCGUUCUGUUGCACGGCUUAGGUGAUCAUCUUGAACCACCCCGGCCAGAUCAGCGCUGGAUAUUCCCCCGUCAUUGACUGCCACACUGCCCACAUCGCUUGCAAAUUCGCCGAGCUGAAGGAGAAGAUUGACCGGCGUUCCGGCAAGAAGCUGGAGGACAACCCGAAAUCCUUGAAAUCGGGGGACGCCGCGAUUGUGGAGAUGAUCCCGGGGAAGCCCAUGUGUGUGGAGAGCUUCUCCCAGUACCCACCCCUGGGUGAGAACCUCAUCUUUCCCCCAGAUGCCUACCAAGUUGGGUGACGGGGGGCUAUUUCAAGCUAAACGGCUAGAUGCCCAGAAACUCUGAUGUAAGAUAGACCUAGGAGCGGGAGGGAACCUUCUAUGGCCCAUAUCUUAAUUGCCCUACCUCUAGUGGGGCAGAUUUGACGGCUGAAUGGCUCGCCCACCUGCCAAUCACCUAAUGGCACUGUGACGUUGCGCAAUGCUGCGCUUUGAAGUCCCGAUUAUUGGGGCUUCAAAGCGCAGCAUUGGGCUGUUCGAAAGUCCUUUGGAAGCGUAUCCAUGCUGCCCUUUUAAUUUCUGAAGGUGGGAGGCUUUAAAGAGCAGCGUAGGGCAGUUUGGGAAAGGGGUUCCCCUUCCUUAUUCGCAGCAAGUUCUUUUUUUAAAAAAAGAAAACUUGGAAUUCUCCAAUGGCUACCACAGACACCUUUUGAGCCGAAUUGACUCACCCACUCCAUUGAAGAAGGCAUAUAGUUUAGCCAGGCUGUUAGACCUAAAGAGGGAGCUGUGCUUUCUGCUCUCUGCUUAUGUGUUCUGCCACUUGCAUUCUCUCUGUAUUAGAGCUACGAUGGAUGGAUGGAUGCUUACUUAGCUGCCACUUUUCCACAAUGAGCUGUCCCCAGAAGUAGCGGUUCUCAACCUGUGGGUCCCCAGAUGUUGUCGGACUACAACUCCCAUCAUCCCUGAGCUCUGGACUUGCUAGCUAGGGGUGAUGGGAGUUGUAGUUCGACAACAUCUGGGGACCCACAGGUUGAGAAAGGCUGGCUUAGAGCAAACAUUCAAAACAUCAAAAUACAAAUAUACAAAAUACAGAGAUAGCUCAGUUGGUUAGAGCAUGAGAUACUUAAUCACAGGGUCGAGGGUUCAAGCCCUACACUGGGCAAAAGAUAACUUCAAAAGAUAAUCACUCCACGAUUCUAUGAUUGGCAUGGUUUUAAUGUAUUUAAAUAGAUAGAUCGUUUUGAUUCUAUCUUACAUUUUUGCCAAUUUUUAUGGCUUUUCAUUUUUUAGCAAAUUUAACAUCAAAUGAAUUCAAAUUUCAUACAAAUUUAAAAGUUGAAUUCCCACCUCACUGCCCUGAUGUCUCACUACCCACCCUUAUUUGCUGCUCAAUAUUACGUACAUUUCAAGAAAACUUUUUAGCAUUUUAUCCUUAUUUUCUUUCUAUUUUCUUUUUCGAUAGUUUUGAUUCUAUCAAUGCUUAAUCUUUUUUUAACCAUUGUUUACCCCCUAUGUUUUUAGCUGUUCUUAUUUUUAUCUGUACACCCACCUUGAGACUCUGCUACGGGGUAAAUAAAUAUAUAAUGGCGGCAGCAACAACAAUAAUAGUAAUAAUAACGAGAUCUGCACUGCCGCUUUUUGCCACUAGAGGGCAGUAGAGCGCCGUAGGCUCUGUGGCAUUGGCAGGAAGUGCCCUCCUCCUCCGCCCAGCCUCUCACUCUUAACCCUUCGUGUGCCCCAUGCAGGGCGCUUUGCCGUGCGCGACAUGCGGCAGACCGUGGCCGUGGGCGUCAUCAAGAACGUGGAGAAGAAGAGCGGCGGGGCCGGAAAGGUCACCAAAUCGGCCCAGAAGGCCCAGAAGGCUGGCAAAUGA
Podarcis lilfordi (Lilford's wall lizard) is the source of this 36058-nucleotide messenger RNA. The record is from the annotation of a GenBank genome assembly. Lineage: Eukaryota; Metazoa; Chordata; Lepidosauria; Squamata; Lacertidae.